Molecule: messenger RNA, 2261 nt
Organism: Rhopilema esculentum
Lineage: Eukaryota; Metazoa; Cnidaria; Scyphozoa; Rhizostomeae; Rhizostomatidae
Biological process (GO): positive regulation of triglyceride storage; lipid storage
Cellular component (GO): cytosol; lipid droplet
Source: RefSeq, a predicted model, not a curated record
GAGAAAAGUGGACUGAUAGGCCAGUGGAGUUGGCUUUCGAUCGUAAGAAAUUUAGUUCAGGAAAGGGACAGUAAAAGUUUAUAUUGAGCAAGUUUCAAAGGAGACAAAAUGGCUGAAUCUCAAGAAAGAGAGCAGAAUGUUGUCGCUUGUACAGACGGUGAACCUCAGCAAGACAAAUCGUUCCAAGAACGACUGCACGAGAUUCCAGUUUACACGAUGACUCUUAACCAGUUAUGUUCGAUGUACUCAUCGAUCAGAGAAAGAAAUGAUUAUCUGAAGAAGGCUUUUGAUGCAGGAGAGCAUUACGCAAAGGUCAUAGCAGAUACUGCUAGGCCUGUCGUUGCCAGUGCCACAACAUCUGCCUUAGCUGCUGCCAAACCUAUGAUAGGAGAAGUCAAAGAUCCAGUUGCUGCAUUGGACACUAUGGCUUCCAAAACUCUAGCAGAAGCAGAGAAAAAGUUCCCAAUCAUCAAGAAAACUCCUACAGAGAUUGCUGAGACAACAAAAGAAGCAAUAAAGGCCACUGCAACUUCAUGCAUAGAAAAGUUUCAAGGCACUUCAGCAGUGAAGAAUGUUAGUAAACAAGUUGAGAAUGCGAUAUCUUUGUCAGAACUGAUGGUAGAGAUAUGUUUCCCAACUGAUGGUGCUGAUCCAAAUGAUUUGGCUGAAUUGGAAAGGGAGGAGGCUGCAGAGCAUGAAGGGGCUGCAGUCAGAGUUGCAAACCUCACAGAAAAAGUGAAACAAAGAGGGAGAAAGCGGAUAAUGUCAUUGAAGCCAGUCCAAGUUACAGUUGAUGCUGUUCAGUAUGCCCAAGAAAGGAUUGCAGAUAUGAACCAAAAGUUAGAUCAGGGAACAAAUUAUGUCAAGGAAAAGGCUGGUGACGCCAAAAGCUUUAUGAAUGAGAAAAAACAAGAAACUGAAGAGUUUGUCCACACUCAAGUUGAAAAGACAAGGGAGCUGGUUAAGGAACAAUGGGAUCAUAUUUAUGAAACUACAAUGUACAUACCAUCUAAAGCAAUCAAGAUAUCCGGAGAGGUAUUUCUCUCUACCAAAGAAAUUGUCUUUGCAUACACCCAGGCACAUUCAGUUACCGAGCUACCGCAUGCAGUUGUUGAAAUGAUGGAAAAACACUAUGCAUCACUGAAAGAAGUGGCACCUCAGUUUACAGAAAUCACAGACAAGGCUGUUGCGUAUGUUGUUGUUCCGGCCCAAGUCGUAUCAGAGUACAUUCUGUCUUCAAGGCCAGUACAGUGGGUCAUUCCAACCAUUAUCAAAGCAGAUGAAGUGAAAAUUAUGGAAGAUGUUGAAAUGUCAGAAAUUGAUGAUGCUAUGAGAGACAAGCAGUGACUAGCUGCCUCCAUAUUUCGCUUAAGAUAUGCAAUUGGUCCAGAUUAUUUGUUUGCUACUGUAGACUUUAGGAUUAGAUUUUGAUUAACGAAAAUAAAUAAACAAUGAUCAAUCCAUUCUAAUACAGUAAUUAUUUACACUUUGCAGCAAAUUAUGUAUUUUUCUUAAAGUAGUGUUUUUUUCGCAAUUAUUUCUAGAUGCAUUAUUCAUUUUAUUUAAGAAGACAGCAAACGCUUACAUUGCUACCCAUUUCCAUUUUCACUUGCAGCUGCAACACAUUAUUCAAUUCAAAAAAGCAGACUUAAAAGUUAACACAUUGUAACAACUUAUUGUAAUACAGUGGGAGAUUUUUACAAUGAAACUGAGCAGGAGAAGGGGACUGGGCCUAGGGUCAGUUUAAGGGAAGUCAGUUUUCCUGCAAUAAAAAAUUUUUUAUGUACUGUGUAGCUCCAGAUUUCAGUUCUAAGUCAUUUUGUCUGCUGCCAUCUUGUCUGUUUAAGCUUCCCGCUUUCUUAAAUCAUGACCAUCUUGUAUUGUCAAUUUGCAUACUUCCUUAUUUAAAGCAAACAUUUUAUCAUUUAUUUGGAAUCUUGCAAAGAAUCAUGGUUUGCUGUUCACCUAUAAAAGUAGCAAACUCAUUGCUAAUUUGCACAUUGGUUCAAUCCAGCAGUCCAGCAAAAACCUUGGUCCCAGUGCUCUUUUCCGCAAUGCUUUUUGUUUGAGUUCUUCAAUUCAUCCAUUGCUAUGUAGCUGGAUAUCAUUUUGUAGUUCAUUAAGAAUUAGUUUAUUUACAAAAUUAGCUGUAGUUGUUUGAAAUAUUGAUGACUUUGUAUUUAAAUACAUAAAGUAUUAAAACAAAAAAAUUGCUGUUUUUCAGAUUAAAAUGUUAUUAAAAAAUUGCUGGAAAGAGCUGA